Messenger RNA from Paramuricea clavata, 1425 nucleotides. NCBI's taxonomy places the organism in Eukaryota, Metazoa, Cnidaria, Anthozoa, Malacalcyonacea, Plexauridae. The record is from the annotation of a GenBank genome assembly.
AUGUGCCCGAGAUCAUGGCUUUGUUAUUCACCAAUAUUAGCAAAACCAUACUGUGAAAAUUGCUGGCUUUUUGCUGAUCGAAAUCAUCCACGUUUUGGAUUGCAAAGUGCAUGGGUAGAUGGAGUUCAGAGCUCAAAAAAGCGAUUGCUAGCUAAGAUAAAGAAACAUGAAAACUCAUUGCUCCAUACUGAAGCAUCUGCUGUAUAUCUUAGAUGGAAAGAAGGGAAGACAAUCAGUGACGAAUCCCAAAAGCAGAACCAACGUGAAACUAAUUUAUGGGUGAACGUUUUGAGAAGGGUUUUGGGUGUAAUUCUUUGUCUGGCCUCGUUAAGUCUUGCUCUGCGAGGACAUGAUGAAAAAGUAGGUGAAGGACUUACACAAGGAGGGGAUUUCCUGGGUGUGGUGACACUGUUAAGCGAAUUUGACACUAUUACUAAUGAUGCCAUCUCCUUACCUAAGUAUGCAACUCGAUACAUGAACCCCAAAAUCCAGAAUGAACUGAUUCUAACAACAUCUCAGCUGCUGCGAAAGUCUUUGGUCACUGAGAUAAAUGAAUGUCCAUUUUGGUCAAUUGUACUGGAUACCACAAGUGACAUAAACAGAGUAGAUCAGCUCAGUGUCACUGCUCGGUGGGUUAAAGUACAAAACGAGAAUGUUACCAUUAAGGAAACUUUCCUUGGUUUUAUAUCUGUAACUGACGGAACAGCGGCCAGCCUCGUAGAAACAACAUGCAAAUAUGUCGAAGAUAUUGGACUUGACAUGGAAAAGCUCCGUGGUCAAGCUUACGACAGGCCGAGUGUCAUGAGUGGUGUUCACAAUGGCGUACAAAAGCUGAUAAAAGAUCAUUCAUCAAAGCCUGUGCCAUUCAUUCAUUGUGCAGCACACAAUCUAAACCUUGUUAUAAAUGAUGCCGUAAAUUCCGUUGUUGAUAAUGAUAACUUUUUCGGAGUUAUUCAAUCCAUUUACGUAUUUUUCUCAACGUCCAUAAAUCGGUCAAGAGAUUUACAGUUGCUCGCUGUUGAUUCGUCCUUGUCUUUAAAAAAGCUGUGUGUUACCAGCUGGUCGUCUAGAGUAGAUUCGGUCCGUGGAGUGCGGGACAGAUUUGUUGACAUUUUGAAGCGACUGACAGUCAUUUCGUUGACCAGCACGGAUAAAAAAGAACGUGAUGAAGCAGUUGGCAUCAAGAAGAACAUUGCAAAAAUUGACUUUAUCAUAAAUCUAGUUCUCUGGGAGAGAAUUUUGUCAUGUACCAACUCCACAUCAAAGGAACUGCAAUCGAAAAGUGUCGACCUCAGUGCCUCUUCCAGACUUUUAUCCAUUAGUUUGUCAGAACUAAGGUAUUUGCGAAAUUCAUGGGAGUCCGUUCGAAUGACUGCAAAUGCCCUUGCUGCAUCAUGGGGCAUUCCCAUUGAGUUUGAGAAAUGA